Messenger RNA from Magallana angulata, 653 nucleotides. RefSeq names its product acylphosphatase-1-like. Bases 70 to 375 code for a protein of 101 amino acids. NCBI's taxonomy places the organism in Eukaryota, Metazoa, Mollusca, Bivalvia, Ostreida, Ostreidae. The record is from RefSeq and is a predicted model, not a curated record. The transcript has 4 exons. Gene Ontology annotation, molecular function: acylphosphatase activity.
CUGGAGUAGGUCGGUUUUUGAGUAAUUAAUACAGUUAUAAACAGCACGCGUGUGCACUGUGCAGUAACGAUGGCAGAAUCGGAAUUAGUCUCUUUCGAUUUUGAGAUUUUUGGCAUAGUUCAAGAUGUAUUUUUCAGGAAGUUUACAAAGAAAAAGGCUAAGUCCCUGGGUCUGGUCGGAUGGGUGAGGAACACGGAGCAGGGGACAGUUACAGGAAUAGCCCAGGGUCCACAGGACAAAGUCAAAGUCAUGAAGGAUUGGUUAGAAAAGGAAGGGAGCCCAGAGUCUCGGGUAGACCGAGCAGAAUUCAAAAACGAGAGAACGAUAUCCAAACUAGAAUUCGAGUCGUUUACGGUUCCGGAUCCAGACUACUGACUAAUGUGCCGUUGUCUUCCAGAGAGCUUUAUCGUUUAAAAUGCAUUUAUCAUAUCAUACUCAUAAUAAAACUAAUAAAUUAAUAAAAAUAAGCAUAAUAAAAUUAUUUGACAUGCACAUUUUCCCCCUUUUUUGCCUUCCAAUUUACUUGUAAUUACUAACAAAUCAAUUAGAUGUUUUCAUACAGUUUAUACUAGGUUCUGUAUGUUUUAUGCCCUUUAUACAUGACAUAUACUACAGCAGUGUCUGAGUUAUGAAAUAAAACGAUUGUUGCUUAA